AGCACAGGAAACGGAGGGGGAAGACGCCCAUCGGAGCAAGCCUCAUGUGCCCACCACUUUCUUCCCCUCGGCAGCCUCUCCCACCUCGUCGCAGUACAGCAUACUAGCCAUGGCAAACUCACUACACACUCCCAAAAGGAAAACAAAGAUAGUCGGCACACUUGGGCCCGCCUCCCAGCCGCUCAUCAAGGAACUAAUCCAAGCAGGACUCAAUGUAUUCCGACUGAACUUCAGCCAUAUUGAGGAUCCAGAACAACAGACUUCCCUCAUUGACGAGAUUCGCAAAUGGAGCUCGGAACUCAACAUUCCCGUCGCCAUCUUGGGUGAUCUCGGGGGACCAAAAGUCCGGUGCAACGACUUCAAACCCAAAGCUUCCAUCUACCUCGAGCGCGGGCAAACCGUCAAGCUGCGCGCCUCAGACGGACCAGGCGCCGACGGUCUUAUCACCACAAAGAUCGAGCGUAUCGUCGCUCAACUGAAGCCGGGCGACCGCGUACUCCUGGACGACGGCAACAUCCGCCUCAAAGUCUCUUCACGCACAUCAGAGACCGAGCUCGCGUGUGAAGUCAUGGCCGGCGGCGAGCUGAAACCGCACAAGGGCAUCAACGUUCCUGACAUCCGACUCGACGUCCCGGCACUGACAGAGAAAGAUAAGAAGGAUGCCCGAUACAUCUUCAAAAAGCGAUUGGAGUAUGUCGCCAUGUCCUUCGUCCAACGCGUCGAGGAUGUGCGCGAAUUGAAGGACUUGAUGGAAGUGUGGGCCAAGGAUGACACGGAGGUUGACAACCCGCAGACGAACGGCGGUGAUUUGGCAGCCAUUGAGCGGGGCUGGCGCCCACGUAUUAUUCUCAAGAUUGAGAAACCGCAGGCUUUGGACUGUAUUGAUGAUUUAAUCCAAAUUGGCGACGGGAUCAUGGUGGCUCGUGGAGAUCUGGGUGUGGAAGUCAGUUUGGAGAAGGUGCCGGUCAUUCAGAAGAUGUUGAUUCGGAAGACCAAUGCUGCAGACAAGCCUGUCAUCACCGCGACCCAGAUGCUGGAGUCUAUGAUCACUUCACCCGUACCGACUAGGGCUGAAGUCAGUGACGUCGCCAACGCCGUGUUUGAUGGAACCGAUGCCGUCAUGCUGUCUGCGGAGUGCGCGACGGGCAGGUUCCCUGUCGAGACGGUCACAAUGAUGGGCAAAGUAUGCGAAAUGGCCGAAGACGGCGCGGCUUACAUGCAAGUCGCGGAAAUCCAACAGCGUGAGCGGCCACAGAAAACGGCGGCCUUGGAAUUCAUCCAUCCUAUCGCCGAUGCCGCCGUAGCUGCAGCCAAAGAGGUCAACGGCUCAUCAAUCAUCGUCUUCAGCGCCCUCGGCGACAUGGCCACCUACGUCGCGAAACGCCGCCCCAAACUCCCCAUCAUCGGCGUCGGCGCCACCCUCUCCGCCUACCGGCGCAUGGCCCUCAUCCACGGCGUCACCCCCGUCAUCAGCACCGCCCUCGCCCACUGGAACAAUCCGUCCUCCCCCGCAGCAAUCCCACCCCGCGGCUUCGCCAACACCGACCAAGUCUACGCGUUAGCCGAGCGGGAUGUGGCCGACCAGGUUGGGUUGGAAAAGGGCUCGGCGGUCGUGUUUUGCGCGGGGACGUAUAAUGUCUGGCCGGGGCUGAGUAAUACGAUUAAGUUGGCGAGGUUUGGGGAUGCGAUGAUGCAUGCGCAUGCAAGGGAGUUGUGGAGUGAGGCUUUGCUGGGGGUUAGGGGGGUGGCCAAGGAAGGGGUGAAUCAUUAGGAUGGAUAGGUCUU
Messenger RNA from Fimicolochytrium jonesii, 1785 nucleotides. Its product is annotated as Pyruvate/Phosphoenolpyruvate kinase-like domain-containing protein. NCBI's taxonomy places the organism in Eukaryota, Fungi, Chytridiomycota, Chytridiomycetes, Spizellomycetales, Powellomycetaceae. The record is from RefSeq and is a predicted model, not a curated record. Gene Ontology annotation, molecular function: pyruvate kinase activity; magnesium ion binding; potassium ion binding. Gene Ontology annotation, cellular component: cytoplasm. The coding region runs from base 110 to 1771 and encodes 553 amino acids. The transcript is spliced from 6 exons. Gene Ontology annotation, biological process: glycolytic process.